UCCCUGCCUGAACCGAGAUGGUAAACCUGAAGCAAACCGGUAACAGGACCGACAGGGAAUCGACGAGACGCCGGUAAACUACGACUAAAGCGGCAUAAAUAAAACACUCAUAGUCGAUUCGGUCAAGGAUAUUAAGCGUUCAACUUCAGAUCCGAGUGUUUGUACUUCAUUUAUAAGAGAUCCUCACUUUAGACGAGACGUUGCGGAUGGUUCCAAGCGGCUGACAAACUCUGUUCCGCGGUGGCUGUUUUUAAACAUAUUCUUCUGAGUUUUUGGCUUGUCAGCUGAUAGCAACCGUUGACCUCCGACAUAGGGCCGGUGACACAUUCGUGCCUUUUAGUAGACCGACUCGGUAACUAUUACUGGCCGGUGGACCUCCGGCCGGCCAUAGCUGAACCUCCGAGCGGCCCGCUUUGACUCACUCCCGCGGAAGGAGCCGGGUGUAGGUCAGGAUUCGGAUUUGUAAGUUAGAAUACACCGUGGUUUUUAAGAAACACCGAUAUUUGAUCCCUGGAGCCGGCUAGAAUCCGGACAGAGACCUCAUGAAUGGAAAUCGGAACUACAGAAGAAAGUCAUGCAGGUUCGGAAUGGCAUGAGGGAGCCGUUGAGGCUGCGUCCCUGUUCUCCGUCCCUCGGAGGCCUGGCUAUGGCACCAUGGGGAAACCCAUCAAGCUGUUGGCCAACUGCUUCCAGGUGGACAUCCCCAAGAUGGAUGUCUACCUGUAUGAGGUGGACAUCCAGCCGGAAAAAUGCCCUCGGCGGGUUAACAGGGAGGUGGUGGAUUCUAUGGUGCAGCACUUUAAGGUAACAAUCUUCGGGGACAGAAGGCCGGUCUAUGAUGGCAAGAAGAGCCUCUACACCGCCCAACCGUUACCAGUGGCCACAGGAGGGGUGGACCUGGACGUGACCCUGCCGGGUGAAGGUGGAAAGGACAGACCGUUUAAAGUGAGCAUUAGGUUUGUGUCACUGGUCAGCUGGCACAUGCUGCACGAGGUUCUCACAGGGCGGAGCAUGCCGGAACCUGAAGUGCUCGAUAAGCCAAUCAGCACCAAUCCUAUACACGCCGUGGAUGUGGUUCUCCGCCAUCUGCCCUCUAUGAGGUACACCCCAGUGGGACGUUCUUUUUUCUCCUCCCCCGAGGGCUAUGAUCACCCAUUGGGUGGGGGGAGGGAGGUGUGGUUUGGGUUUCACCAAUCGGUGCGACCCGCCAUGUGGAAGAUGAUGUUGAAUAUUGAUGUUUCUGCCACGGCAUUCUACAAAGCCCAGCCGGUGAUUCAGUUCAUGUGUGAAGUUCUGGAUAUCCACAAUAUCGAUGAGCAGCCUCGUCCCCUUACAGACUCCCACAGAGUCAAGUUCACCAAAGAGAUCAAAGGUCUAAAGGUAGAGGUCACCCACUGCGGCACCAUGCGAAGGAAGUACAGGGUGUGUAAUGUUACACGCCGACCAGCCAGUCACCAGACGUUUCCUCUACAGCUAGAGAACGGACAGACCGUGGAGAGAACAGUGGCACAAUAUUUCAGGGAAAAGUACAGCCUGCAGCUCAAGUACCCCCAUAUGCCCUGUCUGCAAGUGGGGCAGGAACAAAAACACACUUACCUGCCUCUAGAGGUGUGCAACGUUGUGGCUGGCCAACGUUGCAUUAAGAAAUUAACAGACAACCAAACCUCCACCAUGAUCAAAGCCACGGCCCGCUCGGCCCCAGACAGACAGGAAGAGAUCAGCAGACUGGUUCGCAGUGCCAACUACAACUCGGACCCCUUCGUGCAGGAGUUCCAGUUUCGCGUACGGGACGAGAUGGAGGAGGUGACGGGUCGAGUCCUGCCCGCCCCUAUGCUGCAGUAUGGCGGCAGGGUGAGCUCUGAACACUUCCUGAAUCGCACAGUAGCCACCCCGAGUCAUGGAGUGUGGGACAUGAGAGGCAAACAGUUUCACACUGGAGUCGAGAUCAAGAUGUGGGCCAUCGCCUGUUUCGCCACUCAGAGACAAUGCCGAGAAGAAGUUCUCAAGGGCUUCACAGACCAGCUCCGCAAGAUCUCAAAGGAUGCUGGGAUGCCCAUACAAGGCCAGCCAUGUUUCUGCAAGUAUGCUCAGGGAGCAGAUAACGUUGAACCCAUGUUCCGUCACCUGAAGAACACCUACGCUGGACUUCAGCUCAUCAUUGUCAUACUGCCUGGAAAAACCCCUGUUUAUGCUGAGGUGAAGCGUGUUGGAGACACACUUUUGGGAAUGGCCACCCAGUGUGUGCAGGUAAAGAACGUAGUGAAGACGUCCCCCCAGACCCUCUCCAACCUCUGCCUCAAAAUCAACGUCAAGCUGGGCGGCAUUAACAACAUACUGGUGCCACACCAGCGCCCUUCUGUUUUCCAGCAACCAGUCAUCUUUCUGGGAGCUGAUGUCACACAUCCACCUGCAGGAGAUGGGAAAAAACCCUCUAUUGCAGCUGUGGUGGGCAGUAUGGACGCUCACCCCAGCAGGUACUGCGCUACAGUCCGUGUGCAGAGGCCCAGGCAGGAAGUCAUCCAGGACCUGGCGUCCAUGGUGCGAGAGCUGCUCAUUCAGUUCUACAAAUCCACCCACUACAAACCUACCAGAAUCAUCUUUUAUAGAGAUGGAGUGUCUGAGGGACAGUUCAGACAGGUCCUGUACUACGAAUUGUUGGCCAUUCGUGAAGCCUGUAUCAGUCUUGAGAAGGAAUAUCAACCCGGCAUCACAUACAUUGUCGUCCAGAAACGCCACCACACGCGGCUCUUCUGCGCCGACCGCACUGAGAGAGUGGGCCGAAGUGGAAACAUUCCAGCUGGCACCACAGUGGAUACCGACAUUACCCAUCCUUAUGAAUUUGACUUUUAUCUUUGCAGUCAUGCUGGAAUACAGGGUACGAGCCGACCUUCACACUACCAUGUGCUGUGGGACGACAACUGCUUUACAGCUGAUGAGUUCCAGCUCUUGACCUACCAGCUGUGCCACACGUACGUGCGCUGCACCCGCUCCGUCUCCAUCCCCGCGCCAGCCUACUAUGCCCAUCUUGUUGCCUUCAGAGCCCGUUACCAUUUAGUGGACAAAGAGCACGACAGUGCUGAAGGAAGUCACGUGUCAGGCCAGAGCAACGGUCGAGACCCCCAGGCCCUGGCCAAAGCCGUACAGAUCCAUCACGACACUUUGAGGACCAUGUACUUCGCUUAGCCCCGCCUUUGUUUUUUUUUAACCAAUCAUCAUGCACUUAGCUGCGGAGGGCAUCUCCCAAUCACAAGCUGCUAAGCUGCUCAAAAGAACCAAAUGUAACCGAUCUUAGAGGAGGAAUACAGCACUGUUAUGCAAUAGACAACGGCCAAUUUUUUCACUGCUGCUUCGCUCGCCGAUUAUUGGUCUGUUUCAUUGUUUUUAAUGUGUCGAUUUAGCAGCUAUACUGUACCAUUAUUUAUUAGAUUCGUAGAUCUGUUUAACGGUUCAUUUUGCCUGCGUAGGUCACAAAACCAAUCAGAGAAUAAUGCAGUGUUAUGUGUUAUGGAAGGUGCGAUUUGAGUCAAGUAGAUUUCUGCUUCAGUGAUCAGAGUCAUUUGGUUAUUACCGGCAGAUGUGUCUGGAGCACAUUAUGAAACUAAUCUUUCUCGGGUAAUGGAGCGCCUGGUUUCAGAUGAGUAUUUUUCUUUUAUCUAGCCAAGAUGCUUGAGGAAUGCCACUAGAGAGCAGUACAAAGUUUGCAAUUGGCUGUUGACACUUUAGAUCUUUGACUGUUGCUUUUAAACAUUUGCUUUGUCGCUAUUCUGAGAUCAGUUUUGCUGUCAUUUCUACCUGUACGGAUGAAAGCUUUUCUCAGCCAAACCUAUUGCAGCAUCUGCAAAAAAGAAGACGACCUCUUCCUGGAAUGUCAUUCCAUUCCAACAAGAUCUGCUCCUUUGCAUCCCAUUUACAUCUCAACAUCUCUGCUUUCAAGGCUCACCCUUCCUUCCAAAUCCUUUUUUUUGUGGAGUUAAGUGUAUUCUGUAUACCUUUGUGAUAUAUUAACUUUCUGGUCUGCAUGGAAAAUUCUUCACUUGCCAUUUUGCCCUACCGCGCUGUUCCUCUAGCCCUACUCCGUAGCUCACUUAUUAAGCGAGGUUGACAGAUUAGCUAAGGGCUGUUACACCGUUGAAGAGGAACUUUGAACUCCAUUGAGUCUCUAAUUGGUGAGAAAUUUCCAUGAAGUCGACGAUAGGUUUAUAUAUGUGCGUUAACUCUCGGGUGCCUCAUUCUGUCCAGGCGCCCCUAUGACGGAAGCAGUCGGAGCGCGCGACCAUAACAAUGAAUAUGUACGCACGUAUUGUUCUACUCGGAGGCCUACAUUCAGAAAUUUUCUAUUAAGCACAGGUUUAUGGUUCUUGAGGUUAUUAAUGGUUUUCGAAGCUACAUUGUCAGUAACGCAUCUGUUAAUGAUGUAUUUAACUUAUUUUCAGUUGUCUUUCCUGUUGUUCCCCUGUGAACUCUGACAAACACUGUCCUGUAAGCCUUGUAGUGCAAUAAGCCAAUUUUUGUAGGCUCUGUUGUAGACUGCAUGCUACAAUGCAAACCGAACCUUAUAAUAGAAGGCUUUCAUUUUAAAAAGGUUAUGUUCGAUGUUGAGAACUUGAAUGCCACGGGUGUCCAAACAAAGCAACUGAUGUGUUAAAGAGGGUUAAAGGGUGGUUUUACAUGUUAGAAUUGCAUUUACUACCCUCAGCACACAUGGUUGUGCCCGCAUGUUGAAAAGGCUCCGAGAUCUGGAGCAGACCAUCCGUGUAAAACGUAAAUUGAGAUAAAGUGCCUGUUUUAUGGAAGAUAUCAUUAAAUAUUUAAAAACGUAGCCCAACCCAAGUGAAUUUAAAGUAAUGUGGCAUGUACGUAAUGUCUGACAGAUAUUUAGCUGUGUAAACCGAUGUCAAGGUUUAUUGAAAUGUUAAACUAAUGUAGGACUGACAGAAAGUCCCAGCUCCCAUUCUUUUGAACAUUUUGUUAAAUUUCCGAGAUUUCUUUUGAUUCUCAAUUCUAUAAUCCCCGCUAUCCUUGAAGUCCCUUGUGAAUUCAACUACAUUCCACACAGACCAAACCAAUGUGCCUCCAAAUUCAGGGGAUGUCCAUUUUAAAAGCAUUUGGAUUGUAGUGGGUGGAGAGUGAUCGCUCUGUGACCUCCGGCACUCUUUAAAGUCGCCCGUACUGUGAAUGGCACUGCGGUCUUUUUGCUCUGUACCCACAAAUACGUGUCGACCGGCGUAGCUGCUAUUUUACAUAACACUUUGACAUCUACUUUUAUAUUUGGAGAGAUAGCAAGCGAGAUCCUGUGAAAAAUGACUGACAUAUUGCUGCACUUCGUCGAUGUUUAAAAAGCUGUACCGUCUUAGAUUGGGCGAAACGCUCAAGGUGCUAAAAGGUUGUGAUGCUGUAAUUCGAAGGAUCUCAGCCACACUAAUAUGUCAACUGUUCGGUAUUUAAACUUCUCAAAUGAAUUGUUCGGGAAAAUAAUUUUUAAACGCACUGGACUGUUUAGAGAUUUCGUACUUUUGGUGUUUUAAGUGUGUUUUGUUAUCUUGACGAUUUUUGGAAAUUCAUUUCGUUGGCCAAUUCAACCAUGUUUUUCAUUAUAGGUACAACCAAAUGGUUUGGAUUUUGAAUCAUUAAAUGUUUUAAUUGGUUAACUGGAAAAAUUCAGCUCUUUUACACACUCUUUGCGCUAGCGUUGAAUGGCUUCGGUGCUCUUUUUUCUUUGUUUUAAUGGCUUUGAGAAAUAUGACUUCCCUUUACCAGCAUUUAAAUUGACUUGAAUAAGAGAAGUGAUCGGGUAAAUUGCAGAUAUGCGUUUGGCUGUAGGUGUAGUGUGAUGAAAUCUAGCCAUCUGAACUUGCCACGGAAUAAGUAAGGCCUUUAGGUGGGGCAUUGCAUGGGGGUGGGGCGUUCUGGUUUGUGGGCGUGGCUUCUCUCAUGAACCGUGACAUGCCUUUAGAGCUGGAUUGCGGAUACCUUAAAAGCGUUUUUAAUUCAGAUGACAGAUAUAUUUGUAUAUUUUUAAAGAACAGAACUGCAUAAUGCACAUCAGUUAUUUUUGCUAACAAAGUCUAUGGAAGUUUAAGCAGAAAAUGAUAAUAGUGAUGUUAAUCGUGACUAAUAUAAAUUGGGACUAUAUGUGAUAUGCAAUAGACUAUUAACGAGUAGAUUUGUCUUUGUUUUUUUUCAAAAGUUGUUUGUGAGUUUUUUCUGUAAAAUUUGAGUUGUCUUAUGAAAGAAAUAAUGUUGUUCAACAAAGGGAGUGAACCUUCAGUUUCUUUAAUACAUUUAAUACUUAAACAUGAAGGUACGGCCUCAAACAUUUCCAUUUCGGUUAAGUGUUGGGUGAUUAGCACACGCACGUAAAAAAAGGCCUGUUGGCUACUAACCCCUUUGUCUUGUUAUUGGUGUCUGUUUCCUUCGAGCUUCGAGUAUUUACCGCUUCUCUUUGUUUCAGUCGCUUUGUUGAGGUGUUUAGUUAGUGGAAUGUGCCUUUUCUGGUGGUGCUGUUAUCAGACAGGAUAUUAAGACGUUUUUAGGGCCCAACAAGCCUAUAUUAAAUUUAGUAUAUAUUUAUAUGAUAUACUGUAUAAUGUGUGUUCAAGAGUGUUAAAACUGUAGGUGUGGGUGUGAUUGUGCCUCUUUAUUCGCCAAGAAGACGUCGGAUUACAGAGCUUGCCAGUAAAAGGGUCUCUGGACCAAACUUUUUUUUUAGAAUUCGGCACUGCUCUCAGAUCAUGCACUGACAGACAGAUUACUGUACAAAGCCUGGAAACAUCCCAAAUACACACUUGUAGUUUUAUUUAUUUUCUAUCUCAAAACCAUUUCCAACAAUCGGUGUCAAAUCACUUUUCUCUGUAUGUGACGAAAUAGCAAUAAAGUAAUUCACAACGUCACUAAUACUUAACCUGAAAUACAGUAGGAGAGAGUUUUGCAUAAAUUGGUCAUCCAACUCUUUGGAUUCAACUGUUACUUUAUUAUCAAGGUUAACUGAAUCAGGAAUUCUCCAAAGUCAACGGUCGGUCCGAUCUUUCCAUUACAAUGCAACACACAUUCAACAUUCUGGUGUUAUGGUUUAGUUCUAGUGUGAUAAAAUAAAAUGAAUUGACAACAGAACUGUCUUGUUUUAAAAAUAUUAGUCAGUUUUAUUUUAUCUCCGCUUUUUCUAAGUCUUUCAUUUGGGUCUUUUUAUUUGGCUGUUCUAUUUAAUUAUCAAUAUUUUUAAGUAUAUGUAUGCAAACUUUAAAUAUGUAUUUUAAACUGUUUGUCUUGGACAAAAAUUAUGCAUAUGAAUAAAUAUUAAAUUGA
Molecule: messenger RNA, 7302 nt
Organism: Triplophysa dalaica
Lineage: Eukaryota; Metazoa; Chordata; Actinopteri; Cypriniformes; Nemacheilidae
Gene: ago3b
Product: argonaute RISC catalytic component 3b
Exons: 20
Coding region: 547-3183 (878 amino acids)
Biological process (GO): regulatory ncRNA-mediated gene silencing; regulation of stem cell proliferation
Molecular function (GO): protein binding; RNA binding
Source: RefSeq, a predicted model, not a curated record